UCACUUGACCAACCAAUUGCCAGCGGCUACAGUAUCACUACCAACUACGUAUCAGCAGCUACAGUACCGCAUGACCAAGUACCGCAUGACCAAUUACGUAUCAGCAGCUACGGUACCACUCGACACGUGUCAGCGGCUACAGUAUCAUUUGACCAAACACGUAUCAGUGGCUACAGUACCACUUGACCAAUCACGUUCCAGCUACAACGAAAUCACUAGAUCAAUCAUGUCUCAGCAGCCACAGUACCAUUUGACCAAUCACAUAUCAGCAGCUGCAGUACCGCAUGACCAAUUACGUAUCAACAGCCGAACUAUCAUCCGACCAAUCACGUAUCAAUACCACAGGCUACAGUACCACUUGACCAAUCACGUUAGCGACUGCGGUAUCACUCGACUAAUCACGUAUCAGCAGCUACUGUAUUACUUAACCAAUCAAGUAUCAGCAGCCAAGCUAUCAUCCGAUCAAUCACGUAUCAGCAGCCACAAUACCAUUUGACC
Molecule: messenger RNA, 498 nt
Organism: Strongylus vulgaris
Lineage: Eukaryota; Metazoa; Nematoda; Chromadorea; Rhabditida; Strongylidae
Source: the annotation of a GenBank genome assembly